Messenger RNA from Olea europaea var. sylvestris, 1142 nucleotides. RefSeq names its product putative F-box protein At5g50220. The record is from RefSeq and is a predicted model, not a curated record. Bases 71 to 1114 code for a protein of 347 amino acids. NCBI's taxonomy places the organism in Eukaryota, Viridiplantae, Streptophyta, Magnoliopsida, Lamiales, Oleaceae. Gene Ontology annotation, molecular function: protein binding. The transcript is spliced from 2 exons.
UUCGUCUAUACUUUGUUUUCUGAUUACAGCAAAAACUUUUGAUGACCGGGUUGAGAGAAGCUGAAAUUCAAUGCGGAUGAUGCGUGGCCUUUUUUUACCAAAUCACAUAAUCUGUGAGAUCCUCAGCUGGCUACCAGUUAAAUCAUUAUUAAGAUUUAAAUGCGUAUGCAAAACGUGGUUUAACAUAAUUCAAGAUCCUGAGUUCAUUACUAUCCAUAUGGUUCGAGCUCCUUGUUCUUGGGUAUAUCAAAGCACAUAUAAUGAAAAUUCUUGUGCAAAUUUUACUUUCUCAACAUACUGGCAAGGACUGGUGCUGGAAAGAAACAACUCGACCAAUGCAUACAGAUUAAGGAAUCCAGCAACUAGACAAAUACUUGAUUUGCCUUGUCCUCCUUCUCAUCAAAAUAUUAUCUACAUAAACAUUUUUUUCAUUCCGAAAACCAGCGAUUUGAAAUUGCUUAAUAUAAGUUGUUUGCAGGAAGAAGGAGAUAUACAUACGAAACGUUACAAUAUUCUCAGUAUUAAUGAUCUUACAUGGAAAUAUGUUGAUUCCACCUCGUGUGAUCCGACAAAGUUUCAAGUAAGAAAAUUACAUGCAGAGACAAAAUUCUAUCUCUUCAAGUUGGGAUUAGUGGGUGAUUCUUAUUUUGAUUGCCUUGAUUUGGAAAACGAUCGAAUUACUAGAGAUAUUAAGAUUCCUCGGAAAUUAUUUCUGGACUGGAAAAAUGUGCAUGCUCUUAACUGGAAAGACGGGAAGUUAGCGCUUGCUUGCAUAGAUCAAAAACAGCAGUUGAAUUUAUGGAUCUUGGAAGAUGACAAGAAGAAUAAAUGGGCUGAAACCAAGAUUACCAUAUCCUUGACUUUCUUAAAGGAUUAUCCAAGCAUGUCGAGUCAAAACAUUAUUCCUUGGACAGUGAAAGAAAAUCAAAUAUGGUGGUAUCAUGUCACAGACGAUUCUCAAGACAUAUUUGUUUUUGACAUUGAAUCUAGAGAGGUUGACUUCCAAACAUCCCCGACUACAAAAAAGAAGAUCUUGUACAUUGAUAAACCUAGCUUGACAUAUAUCAAAGGAAUGCAUCCAGAAACUCAAAAGGUAAAAUGUUCAGAAAAAUAGUUAGUUAAUUGUUAUAUUUGAGUCUGAA